AUGAUGGUGCUGGUGAAUGCUCAUCUUGCUAUGCAUCAUCACAACAGUCUGGCCGUCAUUGGAACCACUUCAACUUCAAGUCGAUUGCUGUAUCCACCACCUUCGUUGGCAUCAGUUUCGGAUAGAGAUUCUGUCGGUGCUGCCUCGUUGCCAGGCAUGACUGGGACUCUAUCUACAGCAGCCGAAAGUGCGCUUCCAGUGGGAUCGACUACUUUAUCUAAAAAGCCAGCCAACGUGUACAAACAGUUUUUUGAUGUAGAUACUCAUAUUGUGGAGCAACUGAGACGACUUGUAUUGGCCGACGUUUCAGCCGCACCAAAACAUAUAAACAAGAUGCAAUCAUCAACAACCCCUGAUAGACAAUCGCGAAUCUUGGUACUGUCAGUCUCUCCUGAUGGAUCUGCACAAUAUAUUCCAAUCAUGAAUGCAAUUUUUGCUGCGCAGAAGCAGACUGGUAAAUGA
Messenger RNA from Batrachochytrium dendrobatidis JAM81, 462 nucleotides. Its product is annotated as TFIIH/NER complex subunit TFB4. The record is from RefSeq and is a predicted model, not a curated record. Bases 1 to 462 code for a protein of 153 amino acids. Gene Ontology annotation, cellular component: transcription factor TFIIH core complex; transcription factor TFIIH holo complex. Gene Ontology annotation, biological process: regulation of DNA-templated transcription; nucleotide-excision repair. NCBI's taxonomy places the organism in Eukaryota, Fungi, Chytridiomycota, Chytridiomycetes, Rhizophydiales. The transcript has 3 exons.